UGUAUUGACUGCACCUUGGUGAGGAUGCAAACCCGCGUGCUGUGGUGGCUGGCCCUUGGCAUCCUGCUGGUGAUUCCUGCAGGAGCCAAGCCGAUGCCAGAGGAAGCAGACCCCUACACUCAGCCACCCGCCAUGCCCUACUGGCCUUUCUCCACCUCUGACUUCUGGAACUACGUGCAAUAUUUCCAGACCCAGGGUGCCUACCCACAGAUCGAGGACAUGGCCAGAACCUUCUUUGCCCACUUCCCUCUGGGGAGCACCCUGGGCUUCCAUGUCCCCUACCAGGAGGACUGAGCAGUGUCCAGUCUGCUGCCUGCCUGGCUGCACUGGCUGGGGCCUAAGGUGGUCUAAAGACAGUGAUGGGCAAGGGAUGGGACUCGUGCUCAAUAAACUCCCCAUGAAGACGCAUAACACCCCAGUGGGUUUCUUUCAAGGAGCCAAUGUGUGCUGUAUCACUCUGUGAAUUUGCUGGGCUUUAUUCUGAUGAGUACUGAACACGUCUUUAAUAAA
Peromyscus leucopus (white-footed mouse) is the source of this 510-nucleotide messenger RNA. RefSeq names its product otospiralin (gene Otos). The record is from RefSeq and is a predicted model, not a curated record. Gene Ontology annotation, biological process: sensory perception of sound. NCBI's taxonomy places the organism in Eukaryota, Metazoa, Chordata, Mammalia, Rodentia, Cricetidae. Bases 25 to 294 code for a protein of 89 amino acids. The transcript is spliced from 3 exons.